Molecule: messenger RNA, 2167 nt
Organism: Pimephales promelas (fathead minnow)
Lineage: Eukaryota; Metazoa; Chordata; Actinopteri; Cypriniformes; Leuciscidae
Product: GTPase IMAP family member 8
Molecular function (GO): GTP binding
Source: RefSeq, a predicted model, not a curated record
AAAGACUUUUAACUGCACACUAGCGUUAGGCAAUAACUGUCAUAGUUCAUGACAAUAGAGGGAGUUUCACGGGUCACAAGAGUUGAGCUCAAAUACCUUCAUUCUGUCACUGGAUUCACACUGAGAUUGAACGGCUGAGAAACUACAGGAAUCAACCGAACACAGAAAUGAAUCCCGCGCGUACUGAGUCUGAUGAAGCCCUUGCUGUACAGAAUCUGAGGAUUGUGCUGAUCGGAAAAAGUGAUGCUGGAAAGAGUUCAAUAGGCAACGUAAUACUGGGCCGAGAUGCGUUUAAAGAGAGCAGAACCAGAGAGAGUGAGAUCCAGAGAGGAACAGUCGAAGACAGAAACAUCUCCAUCAUCGACACUCCAGGAUUCUUCAACACUCAACUGACUGAUGAAGAGAUGAAGAAGCAGAUGAUGAAGAGUCUGGAUCUCUCUGAUCCUGGUCCUCACGUCUUCCUGCUCGUCAUCAGAAUCGACAGAUUCACAGAAAACGUGGAUAAGAUCGUGAGAAAGAUUCACGAGCACUUCGGAAAAGAGGCGUUCAGGUUCACCAUGGUGUUGUUCACGGGAAGAGAGGCCAUGUCCAAACGGGAAUGGAUCGAGUUUAGACUUCACAGAAAAACCCGAGAACUUCUGAGCUUCUGUGAAGAGAAAUGUGACGUGAUCAUUCACAAAAACAAGAGAGAUAAGAAGCAGAUCGCCAGUCUGCUGGAGAACAUCGAUGAAGUGGUGAGGAAGAACCGACGAGAACAUUACGUUAAAGAGAUCUCAGCGAAGAACAGUGCCGACGAGACGAGGACAGAGAAGAGUCUGGAGGAGCAGACAACAGAGAACAGAGAAGAGGAUCAGCAGACAGAAAACAAACAACAAAGAGCAACAAAUGAGAGAGAAAGGGAAUGUUUGGAUGGAAAGCAAAGCGACGGAAAACAUGAAACAUGUCCGAUCAGCGAGGAGAAGAAAGACACACCAGAAAAUCAUUCAAUAGCGUCCGAUCUGAGGAUCGUUCUUCUGGGUCGAUGUGGAUCAGGGAAGAGUUCGACAGCAAACACCAUCGUUGGCAGAGAUGCCUUCAAAACGAAUAAGAGUUUCCCAUCAAGCCCUCAAACCUGUGAGAAACAAGAAGCCGGUGUGUGUGGAAGAAACAUCUCAGUGAUCGACACUCCAGGACUGUUGGAUCUGUCGAAGGCUGAGAUUGAGACGUGUGUGGAGAUGUCUGCUCCCGGUCCUCAUGUGUUUCUGCUGGUCAUCAGACUGGACGACAGAUUCAAAGAUGAAGAGAAAAACACAGUCAAAUGGAUUCAGGAGAACUUUGGAGAAGAAGCUGUCCACCACACCAUCGUUCUGUUCACUCACGCUGAUCAUCUGAAGGGUGGAUCAUUAGACGAGUAUAUCAGAGACACACCAGAUCUACAAGCAUUUACUGAGAGUUUUGCUGGGAGAUUUCACUCAUUUGACAAUGAAGACAUGAAGAACCGCUCUCAGGUCACUGAACUGCUGGAGAAGAUUGAGAAGAUGCUGGAGAGAAAUGGAGGGAAGCACUACACCAGUGAGAUGCUUGGAAAGACUGACACAGAGAAAGUCAAAGAAGGCUCUUCCAUUUGGUUGAAAGGAGUGUUUGUUUUCUUCAUGGCGGCGAUAGCGGCCGCAGCGGUUGCUCAGAGCGGCUUUGAAGGAUAAUGAACAUCUGGAGCAAAAGCACGGCAGUAUGAGCAAAGCUGGAAUAUCCCAUUUUUAUUGUCUUCAAUAUUACCUACCCUAUCUCACGAUUAAUUCGUAUGAAUUCGUAUGAAUGAUUAAAAAGUGACUAAUUCAUACGACCUCAACCGUACGAAUUCGUACGAUUUGUCUAAACCCACGUGAUGGUUGGGUUUAGGGGCGGGAUCAGGGGUAAGUCAUUCGUAAGAAUUCAUACGAAUUGGCCAAUUCGUAAAAUAUGUACGAUUUUGCACAAAUCGUACUAAUUCGUACGAGUGAGGGCGUAUGAACUGUUACGAAUUAGCCACCUUGUAAAAUUCGUACGAAUUCCCGUGUAGUGAAAGACUAUGUGAACUGUACUUUUUAUAAUGUUUCGUUAGGCUGGACCUAAAGAUUGUAUUACUCAUUAAACAUUAAACUAUGUGAUCUCAAACUAAAAUGUAUGUCAAAUAUAGAAAAUAUAAAUA